Molecule: messenger RNA, 1772 nt
Organism: Solanum dulcamara
Lineage: Eukaryota; Viridiplantae; Streptophyta; Magnoliopsida; Solanales; Solanaceae
Product: protein WVD2-like 2
Exons: 7
Coding region: 222-1496 (424 amino acids)
Biological process (GO): microtubule cytoskeleton organization
Molecular function (GO): microtubule binding
Source: RefSeq, a predicted model, not a curated record
ACAGAAGGAAGCACCAAUAAUCAUAACCAUCAUACAUAAAAAAAAAAAAAGUAAACAGAAAACAUUUUUGUAUAGUUUUACAGAGAGAAAACAAAAAAAGAUAGGAAGAGGAAGAAGAAGAAGAGGAAGAGAGUUGGUUUCACGUUUGUGGGGUUUCCUCUGUGUGUUGUUUUUUUGAAGAGAUCUCUUUCAGAUCAGAAGCUUACAGGGACAACCUCGUGAUGGUGAGAGACAUUACAGGUUUACGUACUGAAAAGAAACCUAGUGUUAAGCCAAAUGGCAUCACCCAUGGCGCAGUUCAUGUUGCCCCCAGAAUCGCCAAGGAAAGGGUUGAAGCAAAGGAGUAUGAGGCAGAGGAUCACACUGCAAAAGGCACACACGUGGAGGAAUCUCAGGAGAAGCAGGAUGUACUAUCUGUGAAAAGCACCAACUGUGAACCUGAUCCGAUUGAGGGAAAAAUUACGAAGACUGAAGCUGUGAAGUCCAGUGACAAGAAGUUGGGCUCACCAAUGAAACCUUCACCUGAUUCUACUGCAGCUACUGAAAAUCAAGCCGCCAAGGUCAUGAAUUCAUCGGUGAAUGAAUCUGAAAAUCAUGAAAAUGGCACGCAGACUGUUGAUGCUGGCUCGAAUUCUUCAUCAAAAUCCAUCGAUCUGCACUCACCUAUGACUUCACAAAAAUUGCACCAAAAUUCUCCCAUGAUGUCAAGGAAACUGCGAAUUCAGGAUGAAGACGAUAACUGGUCCAUGGCUUCCUCAACUGCAGCUUCUGUGCGGACAGUUAGGUCCAAGGUUACUGUUCCUGUAGCCCCAACAUUUAAAUGUUCAGAACGCUCAGCGAGACGUAAAGAGUAUUACACAAAGUUAGAGGAAAAGCACAAAGCUCUGGAGGCGGAGAAACAAGAAUAUGCAGCCAGAACGAAGGAAGAGGAAGAAGCAGCAAUAAGGCAGCUUAGAAAGGCCAUGACUUACAGAGCAAAUCCAGUUCCUAAUUUUUACCGUGAAGGGCCACCUCCAAAGGCUGAACUUAAGAAGCUGCCAGUGACUCGUGCCAAAUCACCAAAUCUAACCCGUAGGAAGAGCUGUAGUGAUGCAGUCACAGCAUCUCCUGAAGAAAGGAAAGCUUCUGCCAAGGGUCGUCACAGCAUUGGUGUUUACAAACAAGGCAGUCCUACCCCAACCACCCCCAAAAGCAAAGAUCGUGUGAGUGGUCGAAUCAGUAAUGGAACUCCCAGAGCCAAAGAACCUACAAAGUUGGUGAAAACAAAAAAAGAUUCCCCUUUGAAGGAGAUGAAGGGAACUCCAAUCAAGGAGAUAAAGGAAACUCCAAUAGCAGAGUCAAAUGGAUCUCCAAUGAAAGAGCCAGAGGAAGCUCUGGUUCAGGUCACAAACGAAGCUUCUGUUAAGGAGAUAAAGGAAAUUCCUGUCUUAAAGACUAAGGAGGCUUCUAAUACAAUGACAGAGCAAGUGACUGAAGAAACUGCUGCUCAAUCAUGAGCAAUCAGUCGUCUUCUUUUUCAUUUCCUCUUUCUUUUUCUUUGUAGUUUUUAUCAUCGAAUCGAGAUGUUCCAGGCAAGGUCAAAUUGGCCUUCCUCCUUUCUUCUCGGCAAUGACUUGUUGAAGUGAUGCUUUGAAACUGUGUUGUAUAUUAUAUGUAAUUUUCAUUUGGUACAUAUGUUACAUAGAAAGAGACUCCUGUUGAACAUUUUGUUUAUAAACAUAACUUUAAAAACAGAUUGGCUGGGUUGUCUUACUUACCCAUCUAUUGAGUGA